Penicillium cataractarum is the source of this 1227-nucleotide messenger RNA. RefSeq names its product alkene reductase. Gene Ontology annotation, molecular function: oxidoreductase activity; FMN binding. The transcript is spliced from 3 exons. NCBI's taxonomy places the organism in Eukaryota, Fungi, Ascomycota, Eurotiomycetes, Eurotiales, Aspergillaceae. The record is from RefSeq and is a predicted model, not a curated record. Bases 1 to 1227 code for a protein of 408 amino acids.
AUGACUAUCCACAAUAUUGGCCCCGAAAACUCGGCCCUUUUCCGGCCUCUGACCAUUGCCAAUGGGAAGAUUACUCUCCGCCACCGCAUAAUCCAUGCGCCUUUGACCCGUAAUCGUGGAGUGCCAGCAAACCCUAUCAGCACUGCAGAGAAUCCGAAUCGUAUUUGGAUUCCUGGCGAUCUUGUGAUCGAUUACUAUUCUCAGCGUGCUAGUGAGGGUGGCCUGAUUAUCUCGGAGGGUAUUCCUCCUUCUCUCGAGAGCAAUGGAAUGCCGGGAGUCCCCGGUAUUUUCACCCAAGACCAAGCCAGUGGCUGGAAGAAGGUUGUCGAUGCCGUCCACGCCAAGGGGGGCUUCAUCUAUUGUCAGCUCUGGCACGCUGGCCGUGCUACGAUCCCCCAGAUGACUGGUUCCCCUGCCGUGUGCCCCUCGGCCAGUGUGUGGGACUCGCCCACGGAGUGCUAUUCGCACCCGCCUGUGGGCUCCACCGAACCCGUCCCAUACGCGAAUCACCCGCCAAUCGAGCUAUCCGUGGCGCAUAUCAAGCAAACCAUUCAGGACUAUUGUGCGGCCGCGAAGACUGCCAUGGAAAUUGGCUUUGACGGUGUGGAGAUUCAUGGCGGCAAUGGUUAUCUCCCUGAGCAAUUCCUUAGCUCCAACAUUAACAAGCGCACGGACGACUAUGGCGGUACUCCUGAGAAGCGUUGCCAGUUUGUCUUUGAGCUUAUGGACGAAGUUGCAAAGACUGUUGGCGAGGAGAAUCUCGCUAUUCGUCUCUCGCCGUUUGGCCUUUUCAACCAGGCUCGCGGUGAGCAGCGCGUGGAGACCUGGACUUAUCUUUGCAAAGGUUUGAAGAAGGCUCACCCAAGCCUUUCAUACGUCAGCCUUAUUGAGCCGCGUUAUGAACAAAUCUUUAGUUACGAAGAGAAAGACGCUUUCCUCAAGAGCUGGGGCUUGCUUGAUGUCUCCCUCGACAAGUUUCGGGAAAUCUUCGGCUCGAUCCCCUUUUUCUCUGCAGGCGGCUGGGAUGAUAAGAACUCGUGGGGUGUGGUCGAGUCCCGAAAGUACGAUGCCCUUCUUUAUGGUCGGUACUUUAUCAGCAAUCCCGAUCUGGUCGACAGAUUGAAGAAGGGUCUCCCGCUGGCGCCGUAUGAUCGCACCCGUUUCUACGGGCCUUUCGAGGACAAUGCCUUCCACUACACUGAUUACCCAACCGUGUGCAAGCAGUGA